GCCGGUGGGUGCUAAGCACUCACUAAGUUUUUCCUUGGGAGCUCCAGCGCCUGUGGAUUCAGCAGUAACGCAAGGAACUUACAGGCCUGAAUCCUGUAAGACGUUAGCUUCAGCAAGCUUGAGGCCUAUGAACUUUGAAGAGCUAAGCUUUGUGCAGAUAAACGGCCCAGUGGAAAACCUCAAGUAUUUGGGGAGCUGAAAACAGAGUGUAUACGGGGAAGUUCUGACCACAGGUACAUGAUCCAACUUCAGGAGUGUCUAGGGUGACCAGAUGUCCCGAUUUUUGGGUCUUUUUCUUAUAUAGGCUCCUAUAACCCUCCACCCCCAUCCCAAUUUUUCACAUUUGCUGUCUGGUCACCCUAGAAGUGUCAUGGUAAUGAAUUUACAUACAUAACAGGUACAUGUGCUACAUCCGCAGAUACCUAACCACUAAAGGGCCAUGGAAACAAAUUGCCGUGUUUAGAUAAUAAGUUGAGAUCACUGAUAUACUAACCCAGAGAAGAAAGACAGUCCAAAAUUGGAAAGAGGUGAUCAUCCCCUGGGCUGAUCUCAACCCCCUUGGACAUGUCCCGCACCCCUGUACAGAUGGUGCUGCAGGGGGUCCAUUACUGAUGCUAGGCGAUCCCCAGGGAGAUACGGCUGUGCUUCGGCUCAGAGACAGGCCAUGGCUGCCCAGGUGGCUCCCCCAGCCGCUCUCAGGCUCCAGUUCCAGCCCCCACCAGGAUGUGGCCUGGUUCCCAAAGAGGAAGUGGAGGAGCAAGAUGCCCACGGAGCCAUCGACAUGGAGAUGCAUCGUCUGCGCUUCAGGGGUUUCUGCUACCAGGAGGUUGAGGGUCCCCGGGAGGCGUAUGGCCACCUCUGCCUCCUCUCCCAGGCAUGGCUGAGGCCGGAGCAGCGCUCCAAGGAGCAGAUGCUGGACCUGCUGGUACUGGAGCAGUUCCUGAGUAUCCUGCCCCAGGAGAUCCAGAGCUGGGUGGGGGGGUGUCACCCCCAGACCGGGGAGCAGGCCAUGGCACUGGCAGAGGGUUUCCAGUUAGCCAAGCAAAAGCCCGGAAUAUGGCCACAGCAGGAGGAGCUGGUGACAUGGAAGGAGGAGACUGUGUGUUCCUCUGCGGCAGAGCAGGCAGAGCUGGAUCCAGGACAGGGCGAGAUCUGCAGGGAGGUUAAGGAGGAGAAUAAGGAAGACACUUUCAUUUUGCUGGAAGGAUUCACCAUCCCUGACCUGGCUGCGAUCCCCCAGAUGGAGCCCGAGGAAGAGCCGAGGGUCCCGAAUCUCCAGGGCUCUGACGAAAGGGAGAUCCCGAAAGGCGCCCACAGAGCAGGUGCCAGGACAGAUGAGGGGAAUCCCCAGUGGGAAGGACCCGUGGGAGCUGAGCCACCUGGGACGUCCCGGAGCCCCGAGCAGGGAGAUGCCUGUGGGACAGCAUGGCUGCAGGGAGACCCCCCAGGGGAGGAGAGACCUGCUGGGUGUGAUGACCCCCAGCCUCAGGGAACCCACAUGGGACAGAAACCCCGUAAAUGCCCUGACUGCGGGAAGAGCUUCAGGUGGAACUCGGCGCUCCUCCACCACCAGCGAUCCCACACGGGGGAAAAACCUCAUCUGUGCAGGGAAUGUGGGCAAAGUUUUGGGCAGAAAUCCACCCUGACUAGGCACCUGAGGAUCCACACUGGAGAGAGACCCUACACGUGUCCCCAGUGUGGGAAAAGCUUUAGCCAGAAGUACAGCCUGUCCCAGCAUCAGAUGACGCACGAGCAAGAGAGACCUCACAAAUGCACCGCAUGCGGGCAAAGCUUCGCUCUCAAAUCGUACCUUGUUCGACACUUGGUGAAACGCCACAUGGGACAGAAACCCUAUAAAUGUCUCCAUUGUGGGAAGCAGUUUGCUUGGAGCUCAGACCUGAGGAAGCACCAGACGACCCACAUGGGGGAGCGCCCCUACAGAUGCCCCCAGUGCGGGAUAGGGUUCACCCAGAGGUUCAGCCUCCUAACACAUCAGAGGACCCACAUGAAUGAGAGACCCUACAAAUGCCCCUACUGUGACAAGAGCUUCAACAGGAGAUCGGGGCUUGUCAAGCAUCAGAAGACCCACACAGGGGAAAAACCUCAUGAGUGCACCGAAUGCGGGCAAGGCUUCGGGCAGAAAUCAAACCUGACUAGACACCUGAGGAUCCACGCUGGGGAGAGACCCUACAAAUGUACCAAAUGUGGGAAAAGCUUCACUCAGAAAUCAAACUUGGUUCAACACUUGAUGAAACGCCACAUGGGAGAGAAACAUGAUGCAGCAAAUGAGCCGGUGACAUGGGAGGAGGAGGCUGCAUGCUGCUCCAGGGCACAGUGGACAACGCUGGCCCCAGAGCAGGGCAAGAUCUGCAGGGAGGUGAAGGAGGAGAAUAAAGAAGAGCAUCUGAUCUCACCGGGAUUCCCCAUCCACGACCUGGCCAUGGUCUCUCAAAUGGAGCGAGGGGAAGAGCUGAGGGUCCCAGAUCUCCAGGGCUCUGAGGAAAGGGAGACCCUGCGAGGCGCCCACACAGGUGCCAGGACAGAGGAGGAGAAUCCACAGCAGAAAGAGCCUGCAGGAGCAGAGCUGAACAGGAUGUCCUGGAGCCCUGAGUGGGAAGACCCCGGUGGAGCAGGAUGGCAGCAGGGAGACCCCAUGGGGGAGGAGAGACCUGUUGGGUGUGAUGAUCAUAAUCCUCAGAGAUCCCAUGUGGGACAGAAACCCCAUAAAUGCCCCGACUGUGGGAAGAGUUUCAGGGGGAACUCGACGCUCCGCCAUCACCAGCGAUCCCAGGCGGGGAAAACACCUCAUCAAUGCAGGGAAUGUGGGCACAGCUUUGUGCAGAAAUCAAACUUGACUAGACACCUGAAGGUCCACACUGGGGAGAGACCCUACACAUGUCCCCAAUGUGGGAAAAGCUUUAGUGAGAAGUGCAACCUUUCCCAGCAUCAGUUAAUGCACCGGCAAGAGAGACCUCACAAAUGCACUCAAUGUGGGCAAAGUUUUGUGCAGAAAUCAACCCUGACCAGACACCUGAAGGUCCACACUGGGGAGAGACCCUAUACAUGUCCCCAGUGUGGGAAAAGCUUUCGUCAGAAGUACAGCCUGUCCCAGCAUCAGUUAAGGCACCAGCAAGAGAGACCUCACAAAUGUACCACAUGUGGGCAAAGCUUUGCUCUCAAAUCGUACCUCGUUCACCACUUGAUGAAAUGCCCCAUAGAAGAGAAAUCCUAUAAAUGCCCCGAUUGUGGGAAACUGUUUGCUCGGAGGUCAGAUCUUAGGAAGCACCAAAUGAACCACAUGGGGGGACGUCCCACAGAUAUCUCCAGUGCAGGGUAGGGUUCACCCAGAGAUUCAACCUCCUGGUGCAUCAGAGGACCCACACAGGUGAAAGACCCUACGGCUGCUUGGACUAUGGGAACAGCUUCAAUUGGAGAUUGGGGCUUGUCCAGCACCAGAAGACUCACAUGGGGGAAAAGCCUCAUGAGUGCACUGAAUGCGGGCAAGGCUUCAGGCAGAAAUCAAACCUGACUAAGCCUCCCUGCUCUGAAGGCAGCGCUGCCACCAGCAGCAGUGCAAUAGGGUGCUAAGUCUGCUGUGAAAAGGGAGUAUUAAUAAAGUUUCUUCGUGCCCCUCACCAGAGAAUCUCAGGCACACCUCCCAGUUGGUGCACCAUUGGUCUAGCCCACUUCAGCCCCCCACUGGGAAGAGGCUGGCACAGCCCCUGACUCAUGACCCCCAUAUAAUAACCUUGCAACCCCCUCGAUCAGCCAAGGUCUGGAGUUCCACUUCUUCCCCAAAAUAAAACCUAAAAUGGCUGAAUGAGAUUACUGUUAAUUGCCUAAGCAAGAAUCUCACUCAUAGUUGUCAUAUGGAUAAAACCUCUUUUUCACUCCCAAUAUAGCUAAAAAGACCUUCAAAAAGUCACCAGGUAGGGUGAUACCCCGCUUCCCCAUGGGACACUGGGAGUGGAUCAAAUGAUGGGUGGGGAAGCUGGCAGACUGAAGGUCUAAUAGCGCGAACUGUUACCCCAAGAAACCAAAGCACAUGUUUUCAUCCCAAAUGCGAAACUAUACAUCUGUUGUGCUAAUCAAUCAAAUAUACCAUGGACAAUCUGUUUUGUCCUAUCAAUAUGUCUUCCUCCCCAAAUUUAGAAGCUGCACACUUGUCUGCUCUGUGAAUCAGAUAAACUCUCUCUCUAUGUGGAUAAUGUCUUCUGGGCUAUUGUGAGAACUAAAUAGUAUGAAAUGUGUAUAUACAAUCAAAGAAUGUAUGGAAUUUAUCCACCAGAUUUAGAAGAUUAAUGGAUUUUGUUUGUUUUCUUGGUAUAUGAUGGUUGCACUCCAGAAGCAAUAGGCAUUGGAUCGCACGAAACGGAAGAUUGAAAGAUAUAACGACCUCACCAGGAUAUAGCCUUGAAUUUGUUAAAAGGGGUGAAAUUCCAAUAAACAACAUCACAAGAUGUGCGAGGUGAUAACUUUUAUUUUUACGGGCCAUUUGCCAACCAAGUGCUCAGAUUUCAGCUCAGUUUCUCUGCUGUUUCCAUGGGUAUCGAGUAGAUGGCGGUAGGGUACAACAAAAGUUUUCAAUCUUUUUCCUAUCAGAGUCUUUUUGUUUGAUUCAUUUCAAGGACUGUAUUUCAUAUUAGCCUGCCUCAUUUAUUGCACGCAGUGUAGUUGUAGUUCGUAGUUGUAGUCGUGUUGGUCCCAGGAUACUAGAGAAACAAGGCUACUCUCAUUCCUGUGCUGCUGCUGGUGGCAGCGCUGCCUUCAGCGCAGGGAAGCUGUGAAAAGUGAAAUUAACAAACAUACAAAUAUCACUUUUCACAGCAGACUUGCUAGGGCAGAAGUCACAGCAGCAGCACAAAAAUAAGGGUGGCAAUGGGGCGCUAAGUCUGCUGUGAAAAGUGAUAGUGACAAAAUUCCUUUGCACCGCAACAACCCUAUUAAAUAGUAACUAUUUUCCAAAUAACACUUCUGCUUAGAAGAAUUCAAUAAAAAAAUGUGUUUUAGUCUUAAGCUGGUCAAAUAAAAGAUAUCACUUCACCCAUCUUGUUUCCCUAGUAUCAUGGGACCAACAUGGCUACAACUACACUGCAUGCAAUCAAUGAGGCAGGCUAAUAUGAAAUACAAUCCUUGAAAUGAAUCAAACAUAAAAAGACAUAGGAAAAGGAUUGACAACUUUUGUUGUACACUACCGCCAUCUACUGGUUACCCAUGGAAGCAACAGAAAUUGAGCUGAAAUCUGAGCAUUCGGUUGGCUUAUGACCAGUAGAAAUUACAGGGAGGCCCCCCUCCAACAAGGACUGGAAUAAGGGUCUAUAAAACUGAGGUCACCCUGUGGGAGGAGUCGAGUUGGCUGAACCCCUGAAGAAUCUGCAGUAUCCCCAGAUGUUUGGAAGCAUUCUCCCCCUUAUCCAGGGUUAACAGGAUAAGAAGAGGUGAGAUUUCAUUUCAAAGAUUGUAUUUCCCCUUCUGUUCUUUAACAUAAACUGAAGGUUGUAUUAAGUCAGUAUUCUCUAGUGAGACUUCACGUAACAACACUGUAGAUUUUCACCAAUGCUAUAAGCACGCUGUCCUUUAUAAAAACUCAAACAAACUGGCCUGCGAGUGAUUUAAAACAAUAACUUUAAUCAAUUGCUUUUAAUAGUCUAAAUUUGUCUCUUUUGAACCAAUCCAUUCAAGUAGCCGCGAUCACAUUUUUCAAAGUGCCUUAAAGAUAAGUACCUCCUUGGAACUGCCAUAAUGUGUCAGGUACUAAAGUACUGAUGCCUGAUGUCAUAAUAAAUGUCAUAAGAAACC
Molecule: messenger RNA, 5799 nt
Organism: Gopherus evgoodei (Goodes thornscrub tortoise)
Lineage: Eukaryota; Metazoa; Chordata; Testudines; Testudinidae
Product: zinc finger protein 665-like
Exons: 8
Coding region: 665-3337 (890 amino acids)
Biological process (GO): regulation of transcription by RNA polymerase II
Cellular component (GO): nucleus
Molecular function (GO): RNA polymerase II cis-regulatory region sequence-specific DNA binding; DNA-binding transcription factor activity, RNA polymerase II-specific
Source: RefSeq, a predicted model, not a curated record